UCUAGGGAGGCUAUCUUGGGCUGUGAAAGACAUGUCACCAACCAUCACAGCUGCUGAGUGAUUGCACGGUUAGUCAGUAUGUGCCAACGCCCUACUAGAAGAGCUGUCUGCAGAUUCCAAAGCCGGGCGUUCAGAGAAUCCCGGGAAGGAGCCAGCGUUACCUCAGCCUCUCCGAGGGACACGCGCGCCCUGAACACUCCCCUCUUGGGAUUCAGGCCAAUUCGUUCAGCUCCCAUGACUUCAUCCGAGCAAGUUUGUCACCUCACACAGCUAAUUAAACUGUUUACCUAGAGGAUGAUCCAAAGGAAUUUCCAUUUCCUUCCAGAGGGAAUACAAGGUUAUGAUAACCGAGACAGCGAGAGGAAAAAAGGGGCACAACUCGACCCGAAUUCAACCUGCUUUCUUUCUCUUGGGUCUCCCAGUCACUCCUGGGGUUGUUAGUAGGCUUCAGCACGCCUGAAGGACCCCGUCCUCCGGAGACUCCUAGCCAAGGGAAAAGCAGAAAACACAAGAACUAAUUCCACUCUUAUGUGUGACUAAUUAAAAGAGCAGUCAGGCAGAGGGGACUCCCUGUUCAGCCUUUACCGAUGGGGCAGGCUCGGGGCAGCUUUGAGACAGGCAGCGCCAAGGUCGCCCAGAUUCCCGACAAGCUCCGCGCGGGGGCUUCCUCGGCUCCUUGCUGUUGCCGCCGCCGCCGCUGCUGCCGCGGUUGGUGGGGUUGGGUGAGAGGAGGAGCUGUCGCGGACUCUGUAGAGUCAGUCUCUGUUGCUCUUUUUGCCUGAGGAGUCUUCCAUCCUACGUCGAGCCCUGACUCCCGUGCUGUCGAGGGGGAGUCCCCGGGGACACCUCGGCACGCAGUGGAGAUGCCUCUUUUUGCCACCAAUCCCUUCGAUCAGGAUGUUGAGAAAGCAACCAGCGAGAUGAAUACUGCUGAGGACUGGGGCCUCAUUUUGGAUAUCUGUGAUAAAGUUGGUCAGUCUCGCACUGGACCUAAGGAUUGUCUUCGGUCUAUUAUGAGAAGAGUGAACCACAAAGAUCCUCACGUUGCUAUGCAGGCUUUGACUCUUCUAGGAGCAUGUGUAUCAAACUGUGGCAAAAUUUUUCAUUUAGAAGUAUGUUCAAGAGAUUUUGCUAGUGAAGUAAGCAACGUAUUAAAUAAGGGUCAUCCUAAAGUAUGUGAAAAAUUAAAGGCUCUUAUGGUUGAAUGGACAGAUGAAUUUAAGAAUGAUCCACAGCUUAGUCUAAUAUCAGCAAUGAUUAAGAACCUUAAGGAACAAGGAGUUACGUUCCCAGCUAUUGGCUCUCAGGCUGCAGAACAAGCAAAAGCAAGCCCAGCUCUUGUAGCCAAGGAUCCUGGUACUGUGGCUAACAAAAAAGAAGAAGAAGAUUUAGCAAAAGCCAUUGAGUUGUCUCUCAAGGAACAAAGGCAGCAGUCAACCACCCUUUCCACUUUGUAUCCAAGCACAUCCAAUCUCUUAACUAACCACCAACAUGAAGGCCGAAAAGUUCGUGCUAUAUAUGACUUUGAAGCUGCUGAAGACAAUGAACUUACUUUUAAAGCUGGAGAAAUUAUUACAGUUCUUGAUGACAGUGAUCCUAACUGGUGGAAAGGUGAAACCCAUCAAGGCAUAGGGUUAUUUCCUUCUAAUUUUGUGACUGCAGAUCUCACUGCUGAACCAGAAAUGAUUAAAACAGAGAAGAAGACGGUACAAUUUAGUGAUGAUGUUCAGGUAGAGACAAUAGAACCAGAGCCGGAACCAGCCUUUAUUGAUGAAGAUAAAAUGGACCAGUUGCUACAGAUGCUGCAAAGUACAGACCCCAGUGAUGAUCAGCCAGACCUACCAGAGCUGCUUCAUCUUGAAGCAAUGUGUCACCAGAUGGGACCUCUCAUUGAUGAAAAGCUGGAAGAUAUUGAUAGAAAACAUUCAGAACUCUCAGAACUUAAUGUGAAAGUGAUGGAGGCCCUUUCCUUAUAUACCAAGUUAAUGAACGAAGAUCCGAUGUAUUCCAUGUAUGCAAAGUUACAGAAUCAGCCAUAUUAUAUGCAGUCGUCUGGUGUUUCUGGUUCUCAGGUGUAUGCAGGGCCCCCUCCAAGUGGUGCCUACCUGGUUGCAGGGAACGCGCAGAUGAGCCACCUCCAGAGCUACAGUCUUCCCCCGGAGCAGCUGUCUUCUCUCAGCCAGGCGGUGGUCCCGCCAUCCGCAAACCCAGCCCUUCCUAGUCAGCAGACUCAGGCCGCUUACCCAAAUACAAUGGUCAGUUCCGUUCAAGGAAACACGUAUCCCAGCCAGGCACCAGUAUAUAGUCCUCCUCCUGCCGCUACUGCUGCUGCUGCAACUGCCGAUGUCACUCUGUACCAGAAUGCAGGACCUAAUAUGCCCCAGGUGCCAAACUAUAACUUAACAUCAUCAACUCUGCCUCAGCCCGGAGGCAGCCAACAGCCACCUCAGCCACAGCAACCAUAUUCUCAGAAGGCUCUGCUAUAGGACCCGGUGUUCCUCUUGGUGGCAGAUACCUGCUAAAUGCCACUGACAAUGUUAUGAGAUUCAUUACUAUCUUAAGAUGUGUUUAUCCUCAGCUUAUAGGAAUCUCUCCAGGUCAACAAGUUCAAAUAUUCAAGAAGGUAGAACUCUUCUCAAUUUACACUGACUUUUUAGAGGUUCUUCCCCCCUCCGCCCCCCCAGAGGAAUGAAACUACUUACAACAUUUAAUUCCUUUCAUAAUAUGAAAGAAUUGAUACAAGGCUAUUUGUCUUGUAAACCUGGUCUGCAGAAAGUCAAACUUACAAAAACUGUUGUGACAAAUGUUAUGUACAUAUAUUGAUAUGUAACUGCAUUAGUGGCCAUUUCGAAUCACAGUGGUGAUCAUGUGAAUAUAUUUAACACUGUGUUAAAUUAAUUUACGUUGCUAUUUUAUUUUAAUCAUAAACAACUACCAUAUUUCUUAAUGUUUUGUGUAAAUUUAAGGUAAUUAUACUAUCCUUUUAAACUGCAAGAAAACAAAGUUGUUAGCGUAUUUACAUGACGGCGCAUUAUGUUGUCGUGUGUUUCAGUUUCACAUUAAACUGAACCUUUUACUAAUUGUGAGCUAAAGAUAUAUAUAUAUGUGUGUGUGUAUAUAUAUAUAUAUAUAUAUCUACAUGUCUUUCUGUAGCCUCUGCAUACUACUAGCUGUCAUCACACCAGCGUACAGUAGCUAAAUUUUUGGUGCAAUUAUAGCAAAUGAUAAUGUUCCCUUUUGAACUUUUACAUUUUGGCAUGACAUUUCAGAGUAUUGUGGGACCAUGAGACAAAAUUAAGUACGAUCACAUUCUUUAUUUCUUAUUUUUAAAGAAAUGAUGUUGGUUUACCUUUUCCUAGUUGAAGACAGUAAUUAGGUUUCUAAGCUGUAUACUGUGUUUAUUGGUGGCAGUGACACCAAAGAUAGAGGCAGUGGAUAGAAAUUUUUAAACUGGAAAGAAAACCUGAAUUACACUACAUUUUCGAAGUCUCUUGUAAUUAUUUGGGAUAUCAACAAAAUUUGAUUCGUCUGUCUAAUCCCUUGCUAGUCUUUUAAAUAUGUCUUUAACACAUUGUAUCCUUUAAUUCUUCAUUAAAAUGGAAAUAAGUAGAUGUUUCAAAGUAA
Molecule: messenger RNA, 3624 nt
Organism: Gorilla gorilla gorilla (western lowland gorilla)
Lineage: Eukaryota; Metazoa; Chordata; Mammalia; Primates; Hominidae
Gene: STAM
Product: signal transducing adaptor molecule
Exons: 14
Coding region: 864-2486 (540 amino acids)
Biological process (GO): protein transport to vacuole involved in ubiquitin-dependent protein catabolic process via the multivesicular body sorting pathway
Cellular component (GO): ESCRT-0 complex
Molecular function (GO): phosphatidylinositol binding; ubiquitin binding
Source: RefSeq, a predicted model, not a curated record